Heterocephalus glaber (naked mole-rat) is the source of this 4299-nucleotide messenger RNA. RefSeq names its product solute carrier family 49 member 4 (gene Slc49a4). Gene Ontology annotation, cellular component: intracellular membrane-bounded organelle; membrane. NCBI's taxonomy places the organism in Eukaryota, Metazoa, Chordata, Mammalia, Rodentia, Bathyergidae. The record is from RefSeq and is a predicted model, not a curated record.
GCCGGGACGAGGAGGGUGGGCGGCGCCAUGGGCUCGGGCUGGAGCAGCGAGGAGGAGCGGCAGCCACUGCUAGGGCCCGCUCUCGGGCCUGGGCCGGGGUCCGCACGGAGGAGCCGGGAAGCGGCGGCGGCACUGCCCGCGGCGGGCCUGGGCCCCGGGCGAGUAUACGGGCGCCGAUGGCUCGUCCUGCUGCUCUUCUCGCUGCUGGCGUUCGCGCAGGGCCUGGUCUGGAACACCUGGGGCCCCAUCCAGAACUCGGCGCGCCAGGCCUAUGGCUUCUCCAGCUGGGACAUCGCGCUGCUGGUGCUGUGGGGGCCCAUAGGCUUCCUGCCCUGCUUCGCGUUCAUGUGGCUCCUUGACAAGAGAGGUCUGCGGGUAACUGUGCUUCUGACAUCCUUCCUUAUGGUUUUGGGUACUGGUCUGAGAUGCAUACCUGUAUCAGACUUAAUGCUUAGAAGAAGAUUAAUUCAUGGAGGACAGAUGGUAAAUGGAUUGGCGGGUCCAACUGUAAUGAACGCAGCACCAUUCCUCUCUACAACAUGGUUUUCUGCAGACGAACGGGCCACAGCCACUGCAAUUGCAUCUAUGCUCAGUUACCUUGGUGGAGCGUGUGCAUUUUUGGUUGGGCCACUUGUUGUUCCCGCUCCCAAUGGGACAUCGCCCCUCCUUGCUGCAGAGAGUAGCAGGGCUCACAUUAAAGAUCGCAUCGAGACUGUGCUGUACGCAGAAUUUGGAGUUGUCUGCUUAAUAUUCUCUGCAACACUAGCUUAUUUCCCACCCCGGCCUCCUCUUCCUCCCAGUGUUGCUGCAGCUAGCCAGCGGCUAAGCUACCGGCGCAGCUUUUGCAGAUUAUUGAGCAAUUUGAGAUUUUUGAUGAUUGCUUUAGCAUAUGCUAUACCACUUGGUGUGUUUGCUGGCUGGUCUGGAGUUCUCGACUUAAUUUUAACACCAGUGCAUGUCAGUCAAGUAGAUGCUGGCUGGAUUGGAUUUUGGUCCAUAGUUGGAGGCUGUGUUGUUGGAAUAGCUAUGGCAAGGUUUGCAGAUUUUAUCCGGGGUAUGCUGAAGCUGAUCCUCCUCCUCCUGUUCUCUGGGGCUACGCUGUCAUCCACAUGGUUCACCCUGACCUGUCUGAACAGCAUCACACACCUGCCUUUGACCACAGUGACAUUAUACGCCUCCUGUAUUCUCCUGGGAGUGUUCUUGAAUAGCAGUGUACCUAUAUUUUUUGAGCUUUUUGUGGAAACUGUCUACCCAGUUCCAGAAGGAAUUACUUGUGGAGUUGUCACUUUUUUAAGUAAUAUGUUCAUGGGAGUACUUUUAUUUUUUCUCACAUUUUAUCAUACAGAGUUGUCUUGGUUCAACUGGUGCCUUCCUGGGUCAUGUUUGCUUAGUCUCCUCCUCAUUCUGUGCUUCAGGGAAUCCUAUGACAGACUGUAUCUUGAUGUGGUUGUCUCAGUGUAAUACCACAGACUUGAAGGAGUUUAAAAGGAGACUGGAAAUCAAUACUGCACACUGCACAUUUGCUUGGAGUUGCACAUCUAACAGAAAACAAAAAGGAGAAGAAAGAAACUUCAUCCAGAGGUUUUGUUAGGUUACAGGUUAUCACAUUAAUUUAAUUACUACUAGUAAUAAUGCAAGACUUACUUGUGUGGUAAUAGGGAAUUUUAAAAUUCUACAAUUGGUGGACCUGUGCCUGAUUCCAGGGGCUGGAAGUCUGAUGUCUUACAUGUGAAGCGCUACCUACCAUAGGUAAUCCCCUCUGUGUUCUGUGCCAGUGCUAAACUACUGAGCCACAGUAAUUAGGAAAAGAAAGGGCAUUUGUCACAUGAAGAUAACUCCUCCUGAAGUCACACAACAGAAUAGGAAGAAAUGCCACUAACUUCUAAGGAAGUUCAAACCCUAUAUUGUAUCAGAUUUUAAUUGCAAAAUAGCCAAGUGAUAUACCGAUGAUAGAAAUUAGCCACAUGUACACUACAUGUUUUUCUAAUAAAGCCAUUUCUUAUACGAGUCCUUAUUUUUAAUCAGGUCAGAACCCUCUGGCCUCCUUGUUAUGGUGAUGAGUGCUUUCCAGAGACUUCAGAACUUAGGUGCCUUGUGUGCAUCUCAGCUUGCCCUUGUUUCUGUGAAUACAGUUUCAUCUAGGAAGCCCUUAGAUGAUUGUAGCAAGGGUGACUAAAUGUUUAAUAGUCACACUAAUUAUUGUGUGAGGAGUGUAAUCCUGUUAUGAUUUGGCACUUUGUUAAAAGAAAUAACCACGUAGCAUGUUUGUCUUCAACCUACACAAGGUGGCAGGAGUUGUAAAGCCCAGCACUAUUACUUACUAGGAUUAGAUUUUAUUAAAUGACACUUGUUUGAACAAUUGAGAACACUGAAACUUUCAAAACUUUAUACGUGAUUUGUGAGUUGUAGCCUUGUAUCUGAGUUUAGGAUGUAAAAUACCCAAUUCUGUUUGAAUUCAGGGUAUUUGACAGGGCAGCAUUUUGCCAGUACCUGUUUUCCUUCUAUGAAUGAUAUUUUUAAAACUAAGAGUUCUUCUUUGUUUUGUUUUUUUUGUUACCAGGGAUAGAACUCGGGUCCUUGCGCUUGUGCAGCAGGCGGCGAAACCACUGAGCUAAAUUCUUGGCUCAAGAGUUCCUCUUUGAAGGGUCUCAGACAUACAUUGCACCAUGACAGGAAGGGCACUGCAGUGCGAGUGUAAUAUUCCCCCAAAAGAUCAAGAGUAACAUUUUACCUUGAUCAUUCUCUGCUUCUUCCAGCCCCUCUUGUUUUUUCCUCUCUUGAAAUUGUAACUCGUUGUCAGCCAGGUAUGUAUUUUCUUUGCCUUGUCCUGGUCCAAGGGGGAAAGCAAAGUAAAGGAGAGGAGGAAAGUGCUCAUGUCCGCUGUCGCUGCGCAUGCGCUCACCCAAACCCCACCCCAGCACCUUCUGGUUCUUUAGCAAGCUCAUGGCUGUGCUCAUGGCUGGAAGGUUCCAGGACUCCCUGGCAUUUUCUAAGACCUUUCUUUCCAAUUGUGAAACUUGGAAUGUAUGAAAACCCACGAAUAUAACACUCAACUUCAGUCACCUUUGAACCAUCUCCCUUUCUAACCACCUUGCUCACUUGGGAGCAAAAAUGGAACUAAAGAACUUGCUAAGGAGAAGAGGUCUGUGAAAGCUAGACUUAGUUCCAUAACUCAUUCUCCCUACAUAAGUAAAAGUGAAAUAAAAAGAAGGCAGAAUUCUUGAACAUGAUCGAAAGCCACCGACUUAGGAUAUCAGCAGGCCAUGACCCAGAUGCUAAAUAACCACCACCCUUUCCGGUUUAGAGAGGAGAUAGAAGGGAGAGAGAAGAAGUAUGGAGUGUUUGGCCUUAGCCACAGCUGUUGUGUUUGAGAACAUUGCUGUAUAAAAUCCUGCUAUAAGACUUCUGAUGUAGAAAAUUGUAAUUAAGUUCAUUCUACUUUUAACACAAAAUACAGAGUUCUGUGUAAAAAAUACUGCCUAAAUGACCAAUUUAGUUCAAAGACAUCCCAAGUGGGAGUGAUUAGCAAUUCUUGCGUUGUGCCUGGCACCAAUUCUGUUGUUCAGUUUACAUGAGAUGAGAGAAAGUACCUAUCUCCUCUGUGUUGGCCUUCCCCUCUGGAACAUAUGUUCUAAUCACAAACUGAAAGUGUCUUAAGUGUUCAAAAUUUCAUCUGCCAAAACUGAUCGAAAGGUUACCUGGGGUUGGGAGAGACUAUAUAUUAUUUAUCUGAAUAUUGCAAAUCAUGUUUUCUUUGUGUUUUUAUUUCUAGCCAGCAUCAAAUUAGACAAACUGUUAUCUUCAUACUUUCUAAACAACCUAAAUGACCUUUUAUAAAUGGAAGAAAUCUUAACCCUCCACUAAUCCAAGCCCUCAUUUUAGAAUUCCACAGAACCUAUCCUUAGAGAGGUAAAGUACCUAAUAGCCAGAGUACUAGUUUUGGCCUUCCCUUGGUGUCUUUGGGAUUGAUUCCAAGAUCCCUAGCAAAUACCAAAAUCCUUCGGUACUCAAGUCUUUGAUAUAAAAUGGGUAUUUAUCACUGAUGUCAUUCUCCCAUAUACCUUAUGUACCCAACACUCAGCCCUUGGCCCUCAUGCAACCCUGGGCAGCUAGAUCAUAAACUGUGAUUAUUAUGUGAUGUUUAGUGAUAUGAAUGGCCGUGUAGGGGAGGGUGCAAUCCAGUGCUCACUUUACUUUCUAAGUUCAUCACACACAGUCGAAUGGAAACCAAUAUAUGUCAGAUGUUACAUGCACUUGUGUGACCUGGUGAGUAAAAUUCAGUGACUACUGAUAAUAGUA